CGCCGGACGCCGGACGCCGGACGCGCCGGAGCCGGAUCGGUCCGCCGCCAACAGGUCCGCGUUCCGGGGUUGGCGCCAGCAUUAUGUUCUUGCCGAGCAAUGUGUAGCAGCUGCCGCUCGCAAGACUCGAUCCCCCGUCCCCGCGCUGGUGUACUAGGCGAUGGCAAAACUCCCGAUAGUUGGUCGCAGUGUGCAUAGUAGGAAACCCAACGAGAGCAUGAGGCUUGUCGUCGUCACGAUCGUCGGGGUGGUCUUUGGUUUCUUCAUCGGAAUCUCCUUCCCAACAGUCAGCAUAACAAAGCUUCACUUCCCUUCUAGCAUUGUUUCCUACAUAGAAGACAAGAACUCUGGACUCACGGCUCAGGCUAUACUGAAUCAUGCCUGGAUUUCUGCUAGAAACGCAAGGGGAAAUGCUACUGAAUCUAGUUCAAACACUACCAUGAAGAUAUAUGUACCAACAAACCCCAGGGGCGCAGAGAUGCUAGCACCUGGCAUCAUUUCAUCAGAGUCUGAUUUGUAUAAGCACAGGCUAUGGGGAGACCCGGCUGAGGACCUACCCUUCAAGCCAAAGUACCUUGUUACUUUCACUGUUGGAAUUGCACAGAAGGACAACAUAAAUAGAGCAGUCCAGAAGUUUUCUGAUGACUUUGCUAUCCUGUUAUUUCACUACGAUGGCCAUGUGACUGAAUGGGAGGAAUUUGAGUGGUCAAAACGAGCGAUUCAUGUUAGUGUUCUGAAACAAGCGAAAUGGUGGUAUGCCAAAAGAUUCUUGCACCCUGAUAUCGUGGCACCCUAUGAGUAUAUAUUUAUCUGGGAUGAGGACCUUGGAGUUGAUCAUUUCAAUGGAGAGGAGUAUAUCAAACUUGUCAAGAAAUAUCAGCUGGAAAUCUCGCAACCUGGUUUGGAGCCAGAUAAGGGAUUGACAUGGCAGAUGACCAAAAGAAGAGGGGAUCGCGAGGUUCACAAGGAUACCGAGGAGAGGCCAGGCUGGUGCACGGAUCCUCAUCUUCCACCAUGUGCCGCUUUUGUUGAAAUUAUGGCUCCGGUUUUCUCCAGAGAUGCAUGGAGAUGUGUAUGGCAUAUGAUUCAGAAUGACUUGGUUCAUGGAUGGGGUCUGGAUUUUGCUCUGAGGAAAUGUGUGGAGCCUGCUCAUGAGAAAAUCGGUGUCGUUGACUCCCAGUGGAUUGUACACCAAGUGGUUCCUUCUCUUGGGAACCAGGGACUGGCGGAGAACGGGAAGGCGCCAUGGGAAGGGGUGCGGGAGCGCUGCCGAAAAGAGUGGGGGAUCUUCCAGACGAGGAUCGCGGAGGCCGACAAGGCGUAUUACGAGAUGAUGGGUGUCACCCCUCCCAACGUAACAUUUGUCCACUAGGUCGCCGUAUAUCGCCCCUGUUAAUCCUCCCUCCCCCCUCUUUUUUGUCAUCUCUAGAGCCCUUAUUGUAGCGAGCUUAGGUGAAUGGUGAUGAUAUUGAUGAUACGUGUAGAGCAAUACAAAGAUAUCAUAUCAUAUCAGGUUAAUUUUGUUGCCUCC
This is a messenger RNA of Hordeum vulgare subsp. vulgare (domesticated barley), 1531 nucleotides long. RefSeq lists its product as uncharacterized. The coding region runs from base 161 to 1372 and encodes 403 amino acids. Lineage: Eukaryota; Viridiplantae; Streptophyta; Magnoliopsida; Poales; Poaceae. The transcript is spliced from 14 exons. The record is from RefSeq and is a predicted model, not a curated record.